AUGUGGCCACUUAGUAGCAUUAUUCACUACCAAAUGCAAAAUGAGAAUAUUCCUCAAAGUUUCACACUUGAAAAUUUCACUUGGAGUGAUGACGAUGUUGUUGGGUGUUGUCUUGUUUAUCCAGCUUCGAGACUUGAGAAUAAAAUGCCAUACGUUUUCUACACUCAAAAUGGAAAGCAAAUUUGUAAGGAAUUGAGAAAAAUAAUUUAUUGGUGUUAACUAAAUUCUAUGGGAGUUUGGGGACCAUUUGGCUACAUAUGUUAGGUAAAGGUAGGUUGGUAAGGAACUAAUGGUUGGUAAGGAACUAAUUUUUAAUUGCAUUUCAAUAUCUCGCUAUAACGGGAAGGUAAUCAGGAGAGGGAAAGAGGGAAAUAUUUUAAAGGGAAAAUUUGAACGUGUGGUAGGUACUACAGUAGGAAGGGGAGUAUAUCUUUUCAACCUUUCACUAGAGGGUUUC
Messenger RNA from Meloidogyne enterolobii, 457 nucleotides. The record is from the annotation of a GenBank genome assembly. Lineage: Eukaryota; Metazoa; Nematoda; Chromadorea; Rhabditida; Meloidogynidae.